Messenger RNA from Mobula hypostoma (lesser devil ray), 5434 nucleotides. It is a transcript of the gene inka2, whose product is annotated as inka box actin regulator 2. The record is from RefSeq and is a predicted model, not a curated record. Gene Ontology annotation, cellular component: nucleus. The transcript is spliced from 2 exons. The coding region runs from base 163 to 1236 and encodes 357 amino acids. Lineage: Eukaryota; Metazoa; Chordata; Chondrichthyes; Myliobatiformes; Myliobatidae. Gene Ontology annotation, molecular function: protein serine/threonine kinase inhibitor activity; protein kinase binding.
ACCCAGCCUCGCUGGCAGACAGUACAGUACAGACUGCACUCUCUUCCUAAUGGACACGUGGAGCAUAUUAAAUUCUUUCGGGCGCUGAUUUUUAACAGUUUUUUUUUAAAAAACUUCCUUUCCCUCACUGUUAACCGUCAGCCUCCUACCGUAAAGGGGAAUAUGGACAACAGUCUGCAUCGUUUGAAGCAAGAAUUGCAGUCCAUGAAGGAGGCCGGAGAUGGGCUCCAGGAUCAGAUGAAUUGUAUGAUGGGCGCUCUUCAGGAACUGAAAAUUCUCCAAGUGCAGACAGCUCUGGAACAGCUGGAGAUUUCGGGACUGCGGAGCCAACCGCCAUCCAUCAUCCCCCGCCAGCCACGGCCGAGGAAUGGGAGAGAGGACGCCAAGAUCAGGCAGUGCCUGCAGGGCACCAGGCUGGAGGAGAAACCCGGCAAGCCCGGCGGCAGUGGUGCCGUCCCUCCAGCGAGCGACGUCUCCUUAUCCAGGCCGGCCGAUAAGCCUGUGAGCGGCUGGUCAGGGGGUUACCUGAAGGAGGCAUCCCGUCGAGAGGUGCCGACGUCGGCGACGUCCUCCGGGGCUUUAGACUGUUUGAGGGACGGACCGGCAUCGCCCAGAGUUGACCUCGGUCAACAAGCGGUUCCAUCAACAGAGAAACGCCGGCUUUCAGCGGCCAGCAAGACGGUCGGUGAGACAACCCAAGCCAGCGAGGGCUCCAACGAUUGGACCUCAUCUCUGCUCUCUCAGAGCAGGAACAGGCAGCCCCUCAUUCUAGGGGACAAUGUCUUCGCAGACUUGGUGGGCAACUGGUUGGACUUGCCCGAGCUGGAGAAGAUAUCGCAGGCCGCCCCUGUGGAGGGUAGGGGUCGACAAGAUCACGUCCCCAUUAUCAGCAAGUCUCAGGAAUUCCAGAAGAAGUUAACGCUCACGGCCAAUAUCUUCAAGAAGCUGCUGAGGAGCGUGCGGCCAGACAAGGGCAAGCGAGCCCAGGCGAUGGCCGCGAACCCAUCGGAAUCCAUCACUAAGCGAUCCAGCAAGGCGUCUAAGCAAAAGGUGACAUUUUACUUUGCAUUGCGAGGCAAUGGCACGCCAGCCAGUCGGCCCCUGGACGGCGCUGGGAGUGGCACCACCAUACCAGAGGAACACAAUCACCGAGCCCACACUUGCACCAGGAAGCUGGUCCAGCCUGUGACGGGCAAACACUCUCAAUUUGACUACAACACAGUGGUUUGGGUCUGAAUCCAGUUCCUGGCGACACAAAUGAACGAAUUUGCACUUAAUUUCUCUGCCACGUUUCACAGCUCCCUCUCCCAACUGUUUACAGUACAUUUUUAUCAAAAUUUUUUUUGUUGUUUGAAUGGUUGAGUGUCCAGAUUGAAUUGUAUCAAGACUAUUUAAUGGGUCAUUGGUGGAUGAAAUAUGUUCACACUUGAUACUUUUUACGUUUGUUGGAAGAUUUAUACCUGAACUGUGAUAUCUCAUCUGGUAACUCAGCCUUAAGGUUAUGGAACCUUCCAUCACAUCAUCCACAGGGACAUCGGGUGCACUAUCAUGUAAUUGGUCCUUUAGAACAUAGAACAUAGAGUAGUACAGCACACUACAGGCCCUUCGGCCCACAUUGUUGUGCCGACCCUUAAACCCUGCCUCCUAUAUAACCCUGCACCUUAAAUUCCUCCACAUACCUGUCUAGUAGUCUCUUAGAUUUCACUAGUGUAUCUGCCUCCACCACUGACUCAGGCAUUGUAUUCCACGCACCAACUACUCUCCGAGUAAAAAACCUUCCUCUAAUAUCCCCCUUGAACUUACCACCCCUUACCUUAAAGCCAUGUCCCCUUGUAUUGAGCAGUGGUGCCCUGCGGAAGAGGCGCUGGCUAUCCACUCUAUCUAUUCUUCUUAAUAUCUUGUAUACCUCUAUCAUGUCUCCUCUCAUCCUCCUUCUCUCCAAAGAGUAAAGCCCCAGCUCCCUUAAUCUCUGAUCAUAAUCCAUAUUCUCUAAACCAGGCAGCAUCCUGGUAAAUCUCCUUUGUACCCUUUCCAAUGCUUCCACAUCCUUCCUAUAGUGAGGCGACCAGAACUGGACACAGUACUCCAAUUGUGGCCUAACCAGAGUUUUAUAGAGCUUCAUCAUUACCUCACAACUCUUAAAUUCUAUCCCUCGACUUAUGAAGGCUAACACCCCAUAAGCUUUCUUAACUACCCUAUCUACCUGUGAGGCAACUUUCAGGGAUCUGUGACCAUGUACCCCCAGAUCCCUCUGCUCCUCCACGUUACCAAGUAUCCUCCCAUUUACUUUGUACUCUACCUUGGAGUUUGUCCUUCCAAAGUGUACCACCUCACACUUCUCCAGGUUGAACUCCAUCUGCCACUUCUCAGCCCACCUCUGCAACCUUUAUGUCCUUCUGAGUCAGAUACUAUUCACCAGUUAGCAGCAGACAGGUGCACAGGCUGAUUGGGCUCACAGAGACCCAAGGGCUUGUGAGUGUCCCAUGUUUUGAUCCAUUCCAUCUGAUGAGAGGCCCUGAGCUUGCAGCAUUGGGUUGAACUUGAGUCCUCCCUUAGUCGCCCAUCUCAGGGUUGCUGAAUCCAGAGCAGAAAUGGGACCACAAAAUCUCUAUGGUGCCAAUGAGGGAAUAACCCAGUAACACAUGGGAUUUUCGACCGCCACACUUUGUCUGCAACAAAGCUUUCAUGGAACAUUACAGCACAGUAUAGGCCCUUCGGCCCAUGAUAUUGUGACAACCUUUUAUCCUACUGUAAGAUCAAUCUAACCCUUCCCUCCUACAUAGUGCUCCAUUUUUCUAUCAUCCAUGUGCCUAUCUAAGAGUUUCUUAAAUAUUCCUAAUGUAUCUGCCUCUAUCAGCACCCCUGGUAGAGCGUUCCAAGAACCCACCACUCUUUGUGUAAAGAACUUACCUCUGACUUUCCUGAAAUCACCUUAAAAUUAUGCCCCCUUCCAUCAGCCAUUUCUACCCUGGGAAAAGUCUCGGGCUAUUCCCUUGAUCUAUGUCUCUUAUCUUCUCAUAUACAUCUAUCAAGUCACCUCUCUUCCUCCUUCGGUAGAAAGAAAAGAGCCCUAGCUCGCUCAGCCUAUCUUUAUAAGAUAUGCUCUUUAGUGGAGGCAACAUCCUGGUAAAUCUCUGCUCUCUCUAAAGCUUCCAUUUCCUCCCUAUAAUGAGGCAACCAGAACUGAACACAAGUGUGUUCUGCUACACUACCUCGCAGUUCUCGAAGCGAGUCCCCUUACUAAUGAAUGUCAACACACCAUACACCUUCUUAACAACCUUCUCAACCUGCGUGGUGACUUUAAGGCUCUCCUCUUGCUAUUCCUGCCAAUUCCCAUUUGACGGCUUAGUCCUGUUUAACAAAACCAGUGGACAUGUUCUCAAUGUCACAUGGUGGUGUGACUGCUUCAUCCGACGAGUGUGAGUAUUCUGUAACCCGUGAACAAGUGAGAUGAAGCAUUAGAUUUUGGCUUUUACUUAGAACUAAUUUGACUGUUUAUAUCUGGAUGUAGUGUGUAAUGUGAGGUGUUAUGCCAAGUAAUAUCCUGGCCUUUGGUUGAGUGUGUUCUCCAUGGGGGACACAGAGCUAGAUGAUCUAAUAAAUGUUGAUUGUGCCCCCAUGUUUAAACAAGGCUGAUUGAUCUUUUAAGUGCUAUUGAGAAUCAGUUACAGAGGGUAAUAUGCCUUGCCUAUUCUUGUUCUUUUUUUUGAAGCUUAUUCACUCUUGUUCCUUAAGGCUGUUAUAGCUGGUGGGGCUGGGGGUACUGAAGAUAAGCUCCUACUACCUAUUAAAUGUUCACAGUGGUGUGUGUCUCGCAUAGCCUCUGACAACCAAGUCCAUCUCCUGGUCUUCACGUAUGGCUCAGCCACUAAGCCCAGUGGAACCAUACUACAGAACGGAGAAUGGGCAAAGGUGGGUUACUUGCGUCUUAAAAUCAGGCUCAUCAGCUAUAGUUGGCAGCUCAUCCAGGAGAAGGAAAUCUCUGAUCUGCCUUGCAGCUAUACCAACUUUGGUAGUAAACCCUAAGGAAAAAUCCAGAGCUAGAGUCCCUAAGGCAAUCCCACAUUCAGUUCAAAGCUGUCUGGCAAUUCCUGUGGCACCUCUGAUGCCAAACUGUAAUGGUCUCUGCCGUUCCUUUGGAUUCAUCAGCUGCGUAAAGUCCCCCCCACCACUGCAUGGGCAAUAGCUCACUCUCCAUCUCGUACUGCCAUGGCUUGCGUUACUGUAUUGCGUUUCAAUUUUGACAGCUAUGACACAAUGCCCAUGGUCAACCCUAACCUACAGAGGGCCAUCAGUCAAUGAAUCCCUUUGGCCUCUGAUUCAGUAUUCUCUGACUAUAAAAAUGUAUUUCUCAUGUUGGAAUGCCUCCAUGGCCUUCUCAAUCCCUUCCUCUGAAACCCCCUUCAACUUGCACUCUCCUAAUUCUUACACACAUUUAGUUUUAUUUUAUUUAGAGAUACAGCAGGGUAAUAGGCCCUUCCAGUCCAACAAGCCCACACCGCCCAAUUUCACCCAUGUGAGCAAUUAACCUUCUAACCCAUAUUUCUUUGGAAUGUGGGAGGAAACGGGAGAAGUUGGAGGAAACCCACGCAGUUGUGGGUAAAACAUACAACUCCUUAUAGAGAGCAGAGGGAAAUGAACGUGUGCUGCUGGCACCGUAAUAGUGUUACGCUAACUUCUAAACUACCGUGCCAUCCCUAUGCUACCGGGACACUUUCAUCCAGAUCUCCCCACUGACAGCCUCAACCCUAGCUUAAAGAUUAUCUGCAGCUUUUAAAAAAUCAGCUUUAUUUGUAGCACGUGCAUUUGUAACGCAUACAGUUAAAUGUGCCAUUUUGCAUCAAUGACCAUCACAGGAUUUUGCAGCGCGCAACCUGCAAACGUCGCCAUGCUUCGGGCACUAAAAUAGCAUGCCCACCACACACUAACGCUAACCCUAACCUGUACGCCUUUGGACUGUGGGAGGAAACUGGAGCACCCGGAGAGAACCCAGGUGGUCACAGGGAGAACGUACAAACUUACAGACAGCAGCAGGGAUUGAAGCCCGAAUUAGUUUCUCGAAUUUCCUCCUAAACCAUAUUGCCUCUCCCUCUUUACUAAUUUGGCAUUGUGUUCAGCACGGGGACUAUGUGAGCCAUAGGGCCUGUUUUGUGCUGUACUGUUCUACGUUCUAUGUACAAUGCUUCUUAAAAAAUCUCCAGCCACUGCAUUACUAACAUAUCCUAAUGAUUCCUCUGAUGUUUUAGGCUGGAAAUGCUCUUGAGACAUUUUGAAGUGUUGAAGACAUUAAGUAAAUAUAAGAGAUAGUUAUACUGGAAAUCUGACAGUGCUCACUGAUCCUUUUGUUCUGCUGGUUCUAACCCACUCGACACUGGAAAUGACAGGAAAUGAAAAUCCACCCGUACUUCACUUAAAGCCUGUAAAUAAAUAAUUC